AUGGCGAGGAAGAAGAAGAACAGACCUGGGAAAGAACCCAUUGUUUUACGGAAGAUGUACAGAGACAACGUUAGGAGUUUAGCCACGACUAUUACUAGCAUAAUCUAUCGGCCUCCUCGUCCCUUUACUUGCACCCUUUGUGAAGGCAUUUCUUGUCUUCGAUGCUGUGAAGACCCCAUGGCUUUUCUUUUACGACCUGAUGACCCUUUGGAUUACAUCAGUCUUCUCAAUGAUUGCUUUGUUGUGGUUAAUGAUGAUGCUCCUUACCUUGACUUUCAUCCCGAUCAACUUUGGGAUCAAAAAAAGAUUGUGGUAAGGGCUAUAGAGAGGUCAUGUCAAGGAUCUAAGCCUCCUAAUGUCAUAUUUUCUGGUUAUAACAAGCUUAACGAAUCGAGCCAGAUUGUGGAGUGUUUGACUUCUUCAGCAUGGAAUAUUCUCCUUGGAAGGGUUGGAGAUGAGUGCAUGUUUUAUCUACUGAGGCAUACUUCAAUAUUUGUUCCCAUUUCUGACAAGAAACACCUUCAAGUUGUAGGUUCUCCUGUCAAAUACACACGCAAUAAGUCGUCAAAGACAGUAAACAUACCUCAAUCUGGAAAGAAAAGGAAACGGACUUUUGGUUGCAAAUUUCCUUCCAAUGGAGAAAUUCAAGGAAGCUCAAUUCAGACUGCAGAAGAGCACAAACCAUUUUCAAGACCGCCUAAAUGGAAACGUGGAAAGAGACGCCAAUCGCUAAAUAUUCCAGAAUGCGGAGACAAGUCCAUUGUUAGAACCACAUGCUUUUAUGAAGAUUGCUUGCCCAGGAGUCUCUUGUGCCCCAUCAACACAUAUCAAACGACUGUUCAAUGUUCCUGUUAUUUGGUGCUAAAAGCGCCACACAAAGUCUCUAAUUCGGUUGAGAUUAACAGACAAUAUAUGUUCUAUAAUUUGGAAGACUCUUCAUAUGUUCUUCCAAGAGAACAUAUACUAAAUACCUUAGUGCCAAACUUUACAAGCUCGAAGUGUCUCAUGGAGAAUAUCUUUGGUUUGACUGAGGCAAAUUUAAGCAAUCAUUCAGUAGCAUGCUCCCACAAUGUUGAAUGUGGUCUUGCUGGAUCCACUUGCCUGUAUCACUCAUUUCUGAAGUUGUUGAAACUGCUCAUACGCAGAACUAGGCGGUGCAAUCAUUUGAAGCUGUUGAAUAAAUAUUGUCCUCUACCAUCUUCGUAUCGAAAGACUGGAAAGUCUAGAACAAUAAUUGAGGUUAGUAUUGCUUGUGAUAUUCAUAUAAGGCGUUCGAAGCUGCAAGAGACAUCAUCUAAAUUGCUUAGGUGAAUUUUUUGCCAGGUUUCUGCUACAGAUAAUAUGGAGCUUAAGUCAACCAUGCCUUAUUGCUCGAAGUCUCAGGUAGUUGAUUUUUUGUGGGCCGUUUGUAGGAGUUUGGUUCCUCAAGAUUUGUUGGGAACUCCUUCUACCCGGAGAUCGCUAAAGAGAAAUAUUUUCAAAUUUCUUCAGCUGAGAAGAUUUGAGAAAUUCUCCAUAACGCAAUGCAUGCAUCAAAUAAAAUCUACAGAUUUCCCCUUUUUAUCCAGAUUUUCCCUUGUUAGUUGGAUUUUAUGGUUCUUUUCAUCUUUAGUGGUGCCAUUGGUGCAAGCUAACUUCUACGUCACAGAAGGUGAGCGUGGGAAACACACUGUUUUUUAUUAUCGCAAACCUGUUUGGCGGAAGUUCAUAGACCGUGCUGUGACUUGCUUGAAAGAUCGAAGUUAUCGUGAAGUGGGUGAGGAUGCUGUUAGAGCUAUUAUACACAGAAGACCAUUUGGUUUCUCAAAGCUGAGGAUUUGUCCAAAACAAAAUGGAGUUAGAAUGCUAACGAAUCUCAAUACAUCCUCAAAAAUGCUGCAAGAGAGAACCCCAAAAUAUAGAUGUUCUUGGAUGCUGAAAAUUUUGAAACCUCGACCAAGAACAUAUAAAACCAAACGUGUUAGCUCGGUAAACUUCAGACUUCGCGGCGUACAUGCAGUUCUAAAAGGUUUACUGUUGAAAGAACCUGAGAAGUUAGGGUCAACAGUGUUCGAUUACAAUGAUGUCUACAAGAAGUUACGGCCUUUUAUAACCAGUCUAAAGAACAUAUCAACAACUAUGCCUGGUGUAUAUAUUGUUGCUGCUGAUGUUUCCAAGGCAUUUGAUUCUGUUAAUCAGGAUAAGCUGCUUAGGAUGAUUGAAGAUGUCAUGGUGAAAAAUGUAUAUAUCUUACAACAGAAUCAUCAAGUUGCAUGGUUUAAAAAAAAAUUGUUGGAUUGCCAGAGUCUCAUGUUGGUGGAUGAGACUGUUGACCCGGGUUGGACAAACAUACUGUCUUCUGCCUCAUGGCGCUCACUGUUUGGCGUUGUUGCUGAUCAGGGGUGCUGCUCGAGAAUUUUAAAGCGAGAGCUGUUUUCUGACCUACAUCAGCUUUUAAAGUGCAAUGUGCUUCAAUUGGAUUCAAAGUUUUAUUUGCAAAAGUUGGGGAUACCUCAAGGAAGUAUCUUAUCCACCCUGCUUUGCUCGUUAUAUUAUGGGCAUAUGGACAAGCAUGUUAUAUUUCCAUACCUUGAACGUGUGACGGAAGCUUUGUCCUCGAGACUUUUGCCUUUUAAUUCCUCGGAUGCAGCCAUCUUUCCACCUGCUUAUUUGCUUCUAAGAUUUGUUGAUGACUUUCUCUUCAUAUCAACUUCGAAGGAUCUGGCUAGUGAUUUUUUGUCCAUGUUGUGUCGAGGAUUUUCGGAUUACAACUGCUACAUGAAUGAGGAAAAAUUCUGUUUCAAUUUCGACAUUGAGAAUCAUUUUGGGAUUUUAUCAAAUAGGCUUUUUACGGGUGAAGAUGGCUCCUCGUUUAUUCCGUGGAGCGGUUUGCUUAUAAACUCGAAGACUUUAGAAGUUCAGGGUGAUUAUACAAGGUACUUGGGUAUGCACUUAAGGUGCACGCUUACUGUCCGAACGAGAGGACGACCGGGCAAGCAUUUAAAGGAAAAGCUGUGCGACUUCACGAGACCCAAGUGUCACCCGAUGUUCUUCGAUCUAAAUAUCAAUUCCUCAUCGGUUGUAAGACUGAAUGUCUACCAAGCUUUUCUGUUGUGUGCAAUGAAGUUCCAUUGUUAUCUCCAAGAAUUAUCAGAUUUUUUCCGGCCUCGCAGAACAUAUUGUCUGAAAAUCAUAGUAAAAUCCUUCAGGUACAUGCAUGGGCUGAUAGAGAAACAAAUGGGUUCCGUUCGUCCGAGUUUGGGUUCGUGUUCGGAUCAUAAACAUAGAUUGGUGAGGGAUGAAGUUGAAUGGCUGGGAUUAGCUGCCUACAUCGAGGUGUUAAACAGGAAGCAAGCGAGGCACAAAGCAUUGCUUACAAAGCUAAGAUCCAAGUUUUAUGGUCAUAGAAUCACUGGGAAUGAUUCCUCUGAAUUGAGAUACGCAGUUGAAAGAUCGCAUUCUUCUAGUUUGUGGAAAAUCGAGUUUUAGAUUUCUCUUUUUCUUUUGUCUUGCACAUUAUCUUAUUGU
Molecule: messenger RNA, 3507 nt
Organism: Hibiscus syriacus
Lineage: Eukaryota; Viridiplantae; Streptophyta; Magnoliopsida; Malvales; Malvaceae
Product: telomerase reverse transcriptase-like
Exons: 11
Biological process (GO): telomere maintenance via telomerase
Cellular component (GO): telomerase catalytic core complex
Molecular function (GO): telomeric repeat DNA binding; telomerase RNA binding
Source: RefSeq, a predicted model, not a curated record